GACCAUGAUGGUGUUUCGUCUUCUUUCAAUCCUCCUCCUUUUGAUGGGGGUUCCAGAAUUGACCCUCGCCAAUACCCUGCCUCGUCAUUCCCAGAAAGAGUCUAUGCCUGUAAUCCUAGAAAUCCACGAUUCUUCAGGUAGAUAUAGGCGAAGCUUAGACGACACACCUCCUGAAAACCUACACGUCAAAAUAACGACAAACUCAGACGUAACGUCUUUAUACGUGCGACGUAAGCGACGCCACGUGACGCAGCCCAAAAUUUACAGCGCCACCAAGAAUGGGUUUAUUCAGGAGGAAACCGUACAAACAGGGAAGAGUAUAUUCUACGUAAACAACACAGAUAAGACUGCCAUCACGCUCACUUGGAAUAAUAUGACGUCACAGAAAUUUUACGGAAGUUUCGUCAAAGACGGCCAUUCUCAUUUAAUAGAACCGGCCACGGUGACCGGAGACACGCCCGCGGGGGAGAUAGGCCCCCACGUAGUCAGUAGGGUAGAACUCGUGGUGGAUUACUUCCGCGACGCCGUGGUCAUUCAAGACAGCGAAGAUUCGCCAUUAAAAGAGGAUAGUCAAAGAAUUAGUCGCGAACGACGUCACACAAGACGGAACCAGAAAGCCAAUCGAAAACGUCAUUUGACCCGACCACGUCGUCAGGUGAUCAAAAACAAAUUGUAUGUGGAGUAUGGUAUAGUAGCUGACUACAAGAAUUACCAAAGAUGGUUGUCUACAACAAACCAAAGCUUACCAGACUCAGAGAGAGAUUACGUCACGAAGACCCGGAUGGUGGAGUUUUAUGAUCAUGUAGUCAACUCGAUUGAUGCUAUAUUCAAAUCAGCCGACAGUGAGAGGUACAGCUUCAACAUCAUCAUGUCCGGUAUCGUCAUCUUUAACGAAACAAACAGUCCACCCUGGACCCACCGCCACUCACUGUGCCCCGGAUGUGACAUUGUGGAUGACUACGAGGUUCUCCGACAGUUUUCUGAUUGGUCCAAACAAUUCUUACAGAACAUCAUACCUCACGACCACGCCGCCCUUUUUACCGGGUUCGACUUAUACUACAGAGAUCUAGACUCUCCGAAAACGAUAGGAUUAUCGUUCCUGAGUCGAAUGUGCGGGAAUUGGUCAGUGUCCGUGGUAGAGGAGAAAGUGAACGCCCUCACCGUCCAUGUGGCAGCCCAUGAACUCGGACACAAUUUUGGAGCGUCACAUGACGGAAGUCUAAAUGCAGAAAUGUGCUCAGCCACAAAUCUAAAUUUAAUGGCAUCCAAAAUGUCACGUGUUACAGACCCAGCAAAAGCAAGGAAUCCCUGGACAUUUUCUGCAUGCUCACUCCAGAGUAUUUACGAUUACGUCGACAAAAUAACAAGGGAGCGAAGAAAUUGUUUGUUGGGAGUUCCUCCGUUACAGAACCGCCAUUUCCUUCCCCAGCCUGGACUGGUUUACACAGCAGACGAACAGUGUCAAAGUUCUUACGGCAACCAGUCACGUGUUUGUAGGAAUUAUCACCAUGGUGACUGGAAGUCGAUGUGUUAUGGACUGGCUUGUUUGGUGCCAGAAAAAUCAGAAUGUCACGUGAUCUUCCCUCAUGACGGCACGCCAUGUGGAUAUCAAAAGUGGUGCAUACAGGGACUUUGUGUCGACAGCUCUAAAGCUAAAAAGGUGUCUGAUGCUUGUCCUCUUGGCGAUGACCCAUUCCUCACCUGCGUGGCAUCUGAUUGUAAUCCAAGAAGUGGGAGGCAUGGCGAUUGUUGUCAGUACUGUCAAAAGUCUAAAACAACAACAACAACAAUGGAAAAACAAACUAGUGCUGGGCCUUCAACUACUAAGACUGUGACAAGUCAUAUCUCAACAACUUUGUCCUCAACAACUGAAUAUAAAAUUAAAACUACAGUAAGGAAUGUCUCAUUAAAAUCAACAAUUCAACCAGACAACUCGAGUCUGCACCCAACAUCUCAAACAGACAACUCUAGUAUUUUGUCAACAUCUCAACCACACUUCAGUCAAUCUUCAACAUCUCAAACAGUCAACUCAAGUCUGCUGUCAACAACACAACCAGAUAACUUAGAUUCCACCACACUGGUCUCUCACUCAUCGAGUCCUACACAUGAUGAGCAGACGACUGCGUCAUCAAACAUUACAGGCAGUACCGUACAUACUACAGAUGUUAAAACACAUACAACCAUACAGCCAUCUAGUCAAAGACUCGUUUUCACUUCCAAUAUGGAGGCAUCUAUUGGUGUGUUUCUGUCUCUGGUUGUUUUACUGUGAUUUCAUAAUUAACAUAAUUUAAGAUUCAUUAUUUCUGUGUUAUUAUCAUUUCUUUCUGACGUCAUCAGUUGCUGAGUUUACCUAAGCAUUUGUUGUGUAAAUGCCAUUUUGAACAUCUCUGCCUUUUUUUUUUUUUUUUUUUUUUUUUUGAUCUCGAUGAAUGCAGACCCCGGUGAAGCUUUAAAGAGUUUCAAA
Messenger RNA from Saccostrea echinata, 2464 nucleotides. RefSeq names its product A disintegrin and metalloproteinase with thrombospondin motifs 10-like. Gene Ontology annotation, biological process: proteolysis. The coding region runs from base 5 to 2269 and encodes 754 amino acids. The transcript is spliced from 15 exons. The record is from RefSeq and is a predicted model, not a curated record. Lineage: Eukaryota; Metazoa; Mollusca; Bivalvia; Ostreida; Ostreidae. Gene Ontology annotation, molecular function: metalloendopeptidase activity.